This is a messenger RNA of Pieris macdunnoughi, 2859 nucleotides long. NCBI's taxonomy places the organism in Eukaryota, Metazoa, Arthropoda, Insecta, Lepidoptera, Pieridae. The record is from the annotation of a GenBank genome assembly.
AUGGUUUCACCUGUUCUAAAAUUAAAAAAUAUUACACACUUAUACAUUGUAUUCUUGCAGAACACAUUGGAAGAUGUCGAAGGCGUCAGUGGUGACCUAAUAUCAGUUUUGAAUAGAGAAAAAAUUUCCGACAGCCGACACAGUGACCAACUCAGAGAAUUUUACAAGAAGCUAAUAGAAACAGACGCACAAAUAAAAAAGCUUAAAGAUUCCAUGUUCCACAACUACCAGCAUAAUUAUGAUCGAUUCAGACGAUCAGUAACAGGCAAGCAUUCAAAACUACACGAAAGAAGUAGAUCAAGAAAGAAGAAAAACGCAAGCAGUCCAGCAGACGGUGUUUUUGUGAAAGAAGAAAAGUUUGUUAUCAAAUAUGGACCUAUCAGGCGGAAUUAUCCGAAAUGCGAUCCACACGACGAGAAACAGCAUGAAGCGAAGCUUAAUCAUCCGUUUUAUAAAAUCAGUCAACGAUUUGAUGAAAUGCUAAAUAAGGUUGAUAAUAAUAUUAAACAUGAUAUGACGACGGAAAAUGAACCGAAAAAUGAUGUUACUGAAGUGAGAGGUGCUCGUGUAUAUGACACGUAUUCAAAAGAUAUGAGUUUCAAAGCGCGUAAACUACUUCAAGUGGUGGAAGAAGAAGAUUUAGGUUACGAAGACAUGAAGGAAGUGCUGUCUGAUGAUAAACAUGAUGAUGAUAUCGAUCAACAAUUGGAAAGACUGAAACGUGAUGAGUCACACAACUUACCAAACGUAUAUAAUCUAAAUUGGAAAGGACCAAUGCUGUACCCAGAUGAAAUCAACGCAAUGAUAAGAGAUGCUGCACUUCACAACUUACAAAUACCAGCAAGUAAAAGUAAUGAUAAAGAGUAUAAUAGUAAAAGAGAAAGAGAACUAUCAGAUCGGGAGUAUGUACAAGAUUAUAUUGAUAGUAAAUUUGAUAAACUGGUUGGUCUGGCUCAAGCGUAUAGCGAUUAUGGUGUGUUGGAUGCUAAAGAGAAGAACACUGAAAAACCUUUUCUUGAUCACCGUUUUAUAAAAAAAUACGGACGUAGUAAAAAAGGUUUCACCUCACCAUCCGAAGGAUUAAGAAUCGAGUACCGCCCUGGUCCUGCCAACGACAACAGUUUUAAGAAAAUUCUAGAAAAACACGUAAAAAUCGUAAAACCAUUGGUACCAGUUAAACCACCAAAAAUAUGCAACGCUAGAAUGAACAUACAUUUCUUCACUGAUAAUAAUAAAGAUAUCAAACUUAAACCAGACAGCACAGUACAAGCGAUCGAAAUUAAUCCAAAUGCUGAUGAUAAAAAGAAAUUUGAAAAAGAUAAUCCUUUUAAAUUCAAAUCUAGAAAUCUGCAGUCUAUAGACAUGAGUACAGAUAAUGUAUCUUUAGAUAACACAGAGGCUGUAGAAAUAAAACCAAAGGUAACAGAAGAUAAGAAAGAAAAAGAAAAUCUUUUAGAAACUACAACAUUGCAGUCCAUGGAUACGAAGAAUGAAGAGAAAACGUCACUAGGUUUGGGAGAGUUUAUGAGCUUAUUGGCGGAUUGGUUUUUCAAAAUGGCCGACGCUUCAAGAUCUGAACCAGUUAAUAAAAGUGAAGUUUUGUUACCAACUUACGACAAUGAUAUGGUAGACAAUAUUGGACAUAGAUCAAGAAUGCUUCUGCAAGCAAAUGUAUCUGAUGAAAAUAUCACAACGUCUGCAGCUAUUGUUAACACCACUCUUAAUACAACGACAAUAAUGCCAAAUACAACUAAAGCUAUUGUAAAACGAAGUGCAGAUUUCAUUUUCUGGAACGACAUUUAUGAUGAAGAUGAAUAUGGAGCUAAAAUGGAUUACUUUGAUGUUACUAAUAAAGAUAAGGGUGUUCUCAUAAAAUCAAAGAACUGGUUACAAGACAAAGUUAAAGUUGCAGCUGAUAAGAUUAAGUAUGAUUUAGAGAAGACCGUGAAUUCUAUUACAAAAGUUCCAAAAUUGCCUAACAGACAUGAUAAACCAAGAAAUAGGCCAACCCGAAACACUGAAACUAAUAACGAAGACUUCGAUGUAUCCAAGAGUUUUGCUAAAUUAAAUGCCAAUUUAAAGCACGUCUGCAGAGAGGCGGUGAACGCAGUUAGGAGUACGCGGAAAGUUGAAGCGCGCGAAGAUGAUACCCAAGCCACGGGUCUAAUGCAACGAUUAAUCCAGCUUAUGGGUGACCUGGUGGAUAUUCAAGUGCAGCAGAGGACUUGUUCUAAGCUACCAGCAGAUCUAAGGGACUUUUUGGAGUGGCUGGUGGUACCAGACGAGCAGCCCUCAGUCGAUAACCUGGCUGUAUCUGGUUUUAAUAAUUUGUUGUCUGAUGGGAGAUAUGAGAAAUCUCCAGAGGCCUACGACCUGCCUCUGACGGAGGACACACACCAAGAGGAUAGAACGGAAUGCUUGGGCACGAUCCGCGCUGUUCAAGACCUGAUACAGCAGUACGAUGGGAUGUCUGAUGAUGAUAAGAGCAAAAUGGCGGGCGUCAAGGAGUAUUUGGAAAACCAGUUACAAUAUUUAAAUAGAAAAUUGGAUAAAAUAAAUGAAUAUGAAGCCAUAAACUACAGAAAGAGGGAGACAAGAAACAAGAGAAAUAUACACAGAAGGAGACGAUUUUUCAACAAAUACCUAAAUUUUGAGAGAAAACAUACAAAAACUACAAUUCAUACUAAAAUGACGAAAGCUAAACAUGCUAGCGAAAUUAAUGAUAAAAAUGUUGCUAAUGAUAAUGUUAAUGAUAGUGUAAAAGGUAGUUUAAUUAAUAAUAAAAAUACGAGGAAUUUAAAAGAUGUUUACUUCAAGGCCCUCGAUGAGGCCAAGAAGACGACGCUGAAGAAAAUUUAA